AUGACCGAUAUAGUGGACCUGGAACUUAGGGUGUUGGAGGAGAGUGACUUGUCCAGUCACUUGGAGCUGUUGGGGCAUCUGACUGAGGCACCACCGUUGAGCGGGGUCGAACUCGCGAACAUCGCGGACAUGCGGAGGAGAGCUGGAAUUGUAACUAAAGUGUUCUGUCACCAACCAACUGGAGGGAUUGUGGGGUCAGCAUCUCUAAUGAUUCAACCGAAAUUCACUCGUGGCGGUAGGGCUGUAGGACACAUUGAAGAUGUCGUUGUAGACCCCUCGUACAGAGGGGCUGGACUUGGCAAAGCACUUAUCAUGGACCUUUGCGAAAUAUCUAGGUCGAAAGGUUGCUACAAAGUGAUACUCGACAGUUCUGAAAAGUCGCUUCCGUUCUACGAAAAGUUGGGGUUUCGAGCACAUGAGAGACAAAUGAGGCUGGAUUUGUAG
Messenger RNA from Trypanosoma brucei brucei TREU927, 444 nucleotides. RefSeq names its product N-acetyltransferase, putative. Lineage: Eukaryota; Euglenozoa; Kinetoplastea; Trypanosomatida; Trypanosomatidae. Gene Ontology annotation, molecular function: glucosamine 6-phosphate N-acetyltransferase activity; monosaccharide binding. Gene Ontology annotation, cellular component: Golgi apparatus; endoplasmic reticulum-Golgi intermediate compartment; endoplasmic reticulum. Gene Ontology annotation, biological process: UDP-N-acetylglucosamine biosynthetic process. Bases 1 to 444 code for a protein of 147 amino acids. The transcript has a single exon. The record is from RefSeq and is a predicted model, not a curated record.